AUGGAUGGCAGUUUUAAGGAUGAAUUUGCAAAGUUGGAAGCAUACUGUCACAAAUUGAGCAUAUCAAAUCCGGGCUCAGAUGUUGAAGUUGAGGUUAGCAAUGAAGCUUUGGAGCAAGCUUCACUAGAACUUGAAAAUGGUGGUCAUAUCAUAAUCAUGUCUGACAUGCAGAAGGGCUUACUGUCAGCAGCGAGUGAAGUGCUCCCUGAAGCCGAGCAUAGGCUAUGUGCUCGACACAUAUAUGCCAACUGGAGUAAACAAUGGAGAGGCAAGGAGUUGAAGAAGAUGUUCUUCUCAUGUGCUUGGAGCACAUUUGAAGAACAAUUCAAUGAUAACAUGAAGGAACUUGGAAGGCUCAGAAAGCAAGCAGCCCAAGCAGCAGUUACAUACAAUCCUACAGCUUGGGUAAGAGCAUUUUUCACUGCUAGGUGCCAAACUUGGAUGGUAGAUAACAAUGUUAGUGAGAGCCUAAAUGCUUGGAUACAUGAGUAUAGGUUCCUUCCAGUAAUUAGGAUGUUUGAUGGAAUUAGACUGAAGAUGAUGGAGAAAUGGGCUGAUAGUACACGUAUUGUUAGUACUUGGAAGGGAGACUAUAGCUCAAAGUGCUUAGAGUUAUUUGAGGCCAAUAGGUUCAUAGCUGCAACUUGUAGAGUUAGUUUUAAUGGUGACGAAGGUUAUGAGGUCAGUGAGGGUCAGGAUAGACAUACUGUUUAUUUGAAUAGGAGGAUGUGCACAUGUAGACCAUGGGAUUUAACUGGAAUCCCAUGUCAACAUGCCAUAUGUGCUCUGUCCCAUGCCAAGAUCGAUCCCAUGACACAAAUCUCACGCUAUUAUCAUAAGGACAUGUUCUUAGCUAGCUACAUGACUAAAUUGCAACCUGUGAGGGGAAGGCAAUUAUGGGACACAAAUAGAUAUCUUCCUAUGCAACCUCUACCUUUCGUGACCUUACCUGGGAGGCUGACGAAAAAAAGAGUGAGGACUGAAGAACCACAAAGAAGGAAGAAAAUGAGCUCUGCUCAAAAUGCACAAGUCACCAUAAAUGAAUUAUCAGCUCCUUUACGUGAGAAAUUAAGCAAGAAAGGUUCCAUUAAUCGAUGUAGUCUUUGCAGACAACAAGGACACAACAAAUCCACUUGCAAAGAGGUAGUUUCUGUUUAA
Neltuma alba is the source of this 1158-nucleotide messenger RNA. RefSeq lists its product as uncharacterized. NCBI's taxonomy places the organism in Eukaryota, Viridiplantae, Streptophyta, Magnoliopsida, Fabales, Fabaceae. Bases 1 to 1158 code for a protein of 385 amino acids. Gene Ontology annotation, biological process: DNA transposition. The transcript is spliced from 3 exons. Gene Ontology annotation, molecular function: transposase activity; zinc ion binding; DNA binding. The record is from RefSeq and is a predicted model, not a curated record.